This is a messenger RNA of Vespula vulgaris, 1851 nucleotides long. Its product is annotated as estradiol 17-beta-dehydrogenase 11-like. Bases 797 to 1780 code for a protein of 327 amino acids. The transcript is spliced from 7 exons. Gene Ontology annotation, cellular component: lipid droplet. The record is from RefSeq and is a predicted model, not a curated record. Gene Ontology annotation, molecular function: oxidoreductase activity, acting on the CH-OH group of donors, NAD or NADP as acceptor. Lineage: Eukaryota; Metazoa; Arthropoda; Insecta; Hymenoptera; Vespidae.
AGAACCUUUUUCCGGUUUUUUACUAUGUAUGUAUCCCCACCACGUAUUGUAUGGUGUAAUUUUCUUAUAAAAGCAUACGGUAUACAUUUCGCUUGGCAUUAAGUGUGUUGAGGAUCAUAGGGAGAAGAAAAGGAAUCGCUUUUUAAACAGAAGAAUUUUUGAUCACGCUGACGAUUUCUUGCUGUUAUUUAUUUAUUUGUUUUGUUUUAUUUCUUGUAUUUUAGAAGAGGAGCUGUCGAUUGUUAAUUUCCUUACGUAAGUCACAUUAUUCAUUGGAAUAUUUUUUUUUCUAUACCUUGAUAUUAUCUUUAGAUAAUUAGUGCAUAAACAACAACGGGUAUUUAAUUAGUUAUAAAUUCUUAGCUCACAUUCUAAUUACACAUGAGAUACUUCUUUAAAACGCAUUUUUGUACUAAUUCAUUAAUAAUUAUCGAUUAUAAUAAUAAUGAUGAAUAAUAAUGAUUGAUUACUAUUAUUAAAAUAAUUAUCGAUUAUUCAUUUAUUCACAAAUAUAUAAAUUCAUUAUAAAACAUUGUUCGAGAGUAAGAAGGAUGCUAUAUGAGAUACUUUCGUGGAAGAGAGUUGUAGAUAUGGAAUCUUGGCCUUGCUCAAAAUAUAAUUGUAUAACAGUGAUAAUGAUGAUAUUGAUAACAUGAUAAAAAGAAUGAUAAUGAAAAUAAUGAUAAUAAUAAUAAUAAUAAUAAUAAUAAUAAUAAUAAUAAUGAUAAUAAUAACAACAACAACAACAACAUUAACGAGGAGUAAAUAAAGUAAAUUAUAUUUAAUAAUUGAUCUCAUGAAUAAAAUGCUUAUGAUUACUAAAUACAGGGUAAGAGAUACAGUAAGGGACAUUAAAAUAACAGAAAAAAUGAAUAUAAACAUUCAAUCUAUGCUUCAAUUAAUUAUGUUUGGGAUUAUUGAAAUUAUCAAAAGUAUUGUGAAAUUAUUUAUCCCGUUGAAAAAUCAAAUGAAGAACAUUUCUGGCGAGAUUGCUCUCGUCACUGGUGCUGCUGGAGGUCUUGGAAGAGCAUUGGCUCUUAAUUUAGUUAAUCAUGGUGCGAUUGUUGUCAUUUGGGAUAUCAAUCAAAAAGGUAUCGACGAAACGGUGAAAUUAAUAAAAGCUGCGGGUGGUACUUGUUACGGAUAUAUUUGCGAUGUUCGUAAUCGCGAGGAUAUUUAUAAAACGGCUAAACUAGUUCAAGCGGAAGUUGGUCAGAUAAAUAUCUUGAUUAAUAAUGCAGGAGUGAUAAAUAUUGGGAUUUUCUGGAAGACUUCGGAUGAUCUUCUUAGUCGUGUAAUGGAAGUAAAUAUCAUGAGUCAAAUGUGGACAGUGAAAGCAUUCCUUCCUGCGAUGAUUAAGAGCAAUAAAGGUCAUAUUGUGAACAUAUCGAGUUUAGGUGGUCUCAUGGGUUGUCCAGUAAUCGUAGAUUAUUGUUCGUCUAAGUAUGCAGUUGUUGGAUUCAGUGAAGCAUUACAAAUGGAGUUAGACUUCCACGGAUAUAACAUUUGUACUACAGUAGUAUGUCCAGUUUUCAUUCACAGUACGGGCAUUCCUGCAGCUAAAUAUUCUGGGAUUUUGCCGACUCUGAGUCCGCAAGAAGUUGCAGAGAGAACUAUAACUUCUCUUCGGUGUAACACAGAGCUUGUUUUGUUGCCAAGUUACAUGCAGUUUCCAUUAUUUUUUAAAAGACUAUUGCCCCGUUAUUUCUUCUUUUGGGUAUUUCGAAUGUUAUUUAAGCACGAUCCAAGUGAAUUUGAACCAAUAGAAAGUUGUGGGUAACGUGAAUAGUCAACUAAACGUUUAUUUAGAGAUAGAAAAGAGAAGAUUCAAAUAAACUUCAUUUUACAUAA